AUGGCGCGCUUCCAGAUGAGUAACCUGGUCGGAGACCCGUUUGCGUUGGCGACAGUGUCGAUUGCGAUGCUCGCUUGGAUCAUCGGCUUCGUCUCCUGCAUUAUCGCUGAUAUCAAGACCGACAUUCCAAACUUCUUCUGGUGGACGGUUGCGUUCCAGUUCUGCAUCGUUACUGGAAUCGCGGCCGUCAUGGGGUCGAAUACCGCUCAUAUCUACAGCACGGCGAUUGUCGGAUACGCUGCUGCUGGCCUAGUUAGCACCACCUUCGUCGUAGACGGACUCCUCACCAGCAAAGAAGGCGCAAAACAAUCUGGUGGUGCCGGUCUCAUUCUUCUCGCCAUGACUGAUAUCGUCUGGAUCUUCUACUUCGGCUCAACCCCUCAGUCACGACCAAGAAACUACAUCGACUCCUUUGCCCCUCACAAGGAACAGCCAAACUACCGAAGCAGCAAGCCAAUCUCACACAGCUACACGCCCCGACCCGAAACCACCCUCUCCUCAUCUCACCAGCCACAAUUAUACACAUCCGCCCAACUGAACGGCUUCGAAACCUCCUCGCCCAUGACGGGAUACAACCCAACCACCGCAAGCGCAACUGGCAUCCAGCCCAUGCUUGGCUCGCAGACCAACCCAAGCACGGUCGGCGGAGAGACAUCGAACGAAGUCGGCCAGCCAACAGAAUAUCCCUACCGCGCAAAGGCGAUAUACUCAUACGAAGCCAACCCAGAUGACGCGAAUGAGAUCAGUUUCACGAAACAUGAGAUUUUGGAAGUAUCGGACGUUAGCGGACGAUGGUGGCAGGCUAAGAAGUCUACCGGCGAAACGGGAAUCGCACCAUCGAAUUAUCUGAUCCUCCUCUAA
Molecule: messenger RNA, 861 nt
Organism: Arthroderma uncinatum
Lineage: Eukaryota; Fungi; Ascomycota; Eurotiomycetes; Onygenales; Arthrodermataceae
Product: osmosensor protein
Exons: 4
Coding region: 1-861 (286 amino acids)
Molecular function (GO): protein binding
Source: RefSeq, a predicted model, not a curated record